This is a messenger RNA of Salvelinus sp. IW2-2015, 3121 nucleotides long. Its product is annotated as monocarboxylate transporter 9-like. Gene Ontology annotation, biological process: transmembrane transport. The record is from RefSeq and is a predicted model, not a curated record. Gene Ontology annotation, molecular function: monocarboxylic acid transmembrane transporter activity. NCBI's taxonomy places the organism in Eukaryota, Metazoa, Chordata, Actinopteri, Salmoniformes, Salmonidae. Gene Ontology annotation, cellular component: membrane.
GGCGUGGCUGAAAUAGCCAAAUCAACUAAUUUGAAGGGGUGUCCACAUACUUUUGUGUAUAUAGGGUAUGUGUAGAUGGCACGGUGUUCCUCCAUAUAAUGGUGUUUAGCCUACCUGCAAAUUGAUAGAUGCACAACUUUUGCUUUUAAAAACUCAGAAGAGAGGAUGCUGCAGUAGUGCUCAUAUGGAUGGUGAUCUUUAUUUCUUAUUCUUGUUAGCACUGGAAAGCGUGGGCCUCUAAAAGUUCAGUGUUUCGUGACAGAACUGAGGGGAGAUAGGCAAAAGGCAGGUUAAAGUAGAAGGUAGGCAGUCCAGAUGCCAAACUCCCCUCCAAGGUGUGGUCUUUGUGAUGGCACAACAUGGUCAGCGCAGGAUGAGAAGGUUACACUCUGUUUUAAACAGAUGACCUGCCUGGUAGACCAAACAAGAGCAGCAUCAACAUCAAGACGAACCCUCCCUGUUGACAGCAUGAAUCUUCAGAGCUCAAAGAAUGUGCUGGAUGGAGGUUGGGGAUGGGUCAUUGUUGUGGCCUGCUUCAUGGCCCAGUUCCUGGCCUACGGCUCCCCCCAGUCCGUGGGCGUCCUGUACCCGCAGUGGCUCCACGCCUUCCAGGAGGGGAAAGGCAUGACAGCCUGGGUUGGCUCCCUGGUCUCUGGAGUGGGACUCAUAGCCAGUCCGGUCUGCAGUGCCUGUGUGGAUAACUUUGGAGCGCGCCCUGUGACCAUCUUCAGUGGGGUCAUGGUGGCAGGGGGCCUGAUGCUCAGUGCCUUCGCCCCUAACGUCCAGUUCCUCAUCUUCUCUUACGGGAUUGUCGUCGGUCUUGGCUGCGGUCUUGUCUAUGCUGCCACAUUGACCAUCACCUGUCAGUAUUUUGACAAGAGACGUGGCCUCGCUCUCGGCAUAGUCACCACAGGCACAAGUGUGGGAGGGUUCCUCUAUGCCACAGCUCAGAAUGAACUGAUUCUUCUCUUUGACUUGGACGGCUGCCUGCUGAUCAUCGGGGCCUUGGCCCUCAACCUCAUGGCCUGUGCCGGCUUCAUGAGGCCUCUGAAUAUGCCUGCCUACUACCUCAAACAAAAGGCUGCUCUGGAGCGCACAGAGGAGCAGCUCUUUGAGAACCCGCCUGCUGACGACCUCAAGACUACACCAGGCAUCGGCGAGAGAACCUUGACGGUCAAGGAUCUCCUGAUCAUCAUUGACGCCAAAGACAUCACCAUCACCACAACUAACAAAAAAGGGGACUUCAUGGCAGGUUCAGCCAUUGUGAAAAUUAUCAAGGAGAAGCGUCAGGCCUACUCAAAGUACAUGCACUCCACAGCUGACUUCCUGCACGACAGAAACUUCAUGGCCCUUUGCAUCGCCAUCUUCUUGUUCAGCCUGGGAGCCUUCCCUCCAGUCCUCUUCAUGGAGGAUGUGGCCCAGAGUGAGGGCCUCAUCGAUGAGGUCAGCAUCAUCCCCCUGGUCUCCAUUGUAGCAGUCACUGCCGGCAUGGGCAAGCUGACCCUGGGCAUACUAGCAGACGUGAGGUGGAUCAACAGUCUGUUCCUGUACGCCUUCACCCUGCUGGGGACUGGGGCGGCCCUUCUGCUCAUCCCAAUCUCCAAGAGUUAUGUAGGCCUGCAGAUCCUCUCAGCUGUGGUGGGCUUCUUCUCUGGGAACUGGUCCCUAACAUCAUACAUCACCACCAAGAUCGUGGGGCUGGACAAACUGACCCAAGCCCAUGGGAUCCUCAUGUUCUUCGGUGGAUUCGGGAUCGUGCUCGGGCCCCCUGUUGUUGGUUGCUUUUUUGACUGGACCCAGUCCUAUGACCUGGCCUUUUACUUCAGUGGAGGCUCUGUGCUCCUGGGUGGGGUCACGCUCUUUCUCUGUGCUCUGCCCUGGUGGGACAAAAAGAAGGCUGAUAUCGACAGGUUCGACAUUCAGUACACCAGCAACUGUGACAAAGUUGCCUCUGUAGCCUGAACACCAACUUUCACAUCAACCUUGCUCUCCAGUGUUCCCAGGAAUUUUUGCUGAUAAAUGUUAUACCCUUCAAGAGGUUGUUGAGAAGUAUUCCUAGUGCCAGAUUUCACAUACAUGAGAAGAGUAUUGAAGUAGAGUAGGCCUUUUCUUUACAUCUUUAGCGUUUUUAAGACUUCUUACAUUAUACUACAGAAUUUUGAAAGAUACCUAUGUUGAACAUUUUAAUUACGGUCUCAUUUUAAGAGGCCUAUUCAACAAAAUGUUUUUUUAAACAAAUUAAGCUGUUUUUUUACAUUUCCGGAUCUUUACUGGGCUCAAAUGGAAAAUACUUGUCUACUUUGCCUGUGAGAAUUUACCAGGUAUUUCCUCAAGGGAAAAAUACAGGGAUUGGAGAAAAAAAACGAGGGAAUGCACUCUUUUUAAUUCUAGCCGAACAAACUGUUUGUUUCUAUCUUACCAAAGCACCAGGUUGGUGGAUGCCUGUCAACACGUUAUGCCUGAUGAAUACAAGCCUUGCUUUUAAAGGAUGGAUAGAUCUUGAUUUUAAAUUCAUUGGCAUUGUGCUGUAUUUUACUUGUACUCUCCAAACGUGUUUGUUUGAGUUCGGGAGGUACUGAACACCUCAUUUUGUCUUGACCUGACUAAGAACUUGCUGAAAAAUAUGCUGUGCAAAUAACAGAGACUGUACCGGAAUAAAGCCCAGUUCCUCUAAUGCAUGCUGGUUCUGUGUGGCAUGACCGGUUUCCUGCAUUUGUUCAGCAGGCUGGUUAAAAUCUUGUUUUUCUGUCUGUGGUUUUUGUUUUUUUAAUAGCACUAUAUUUUGUAGUUAUGAUUUUAUAUUUUUAAAGAAUUUAAUGAUUGUGAUUCCCGCUUUGUUAGUCACUUGAACAUCUGAUUUUUGUAUGUAAACUGUACCACAAUAUAUAAUAAUAUUGUUUUAUUCUCAGUCAAGCGUCGUUGUAGAAGUAUUUACAGGGUAUAAAAUAUAUGUGAUCCAAAAAGGCUAGAAACAGUAGAGCUGUCACUUUUUAUAUGAUGUUGAACCACUUCUUAUUUUUUUUUAUGUAAGUGUUACAGAUUUAUGUUUGCAAUAUUUCUCUUCUAUUUUGUUAUUUUCAACAAAAGUGCCAAUACAAUUAAAUUCAAUAUUGUGAUUCUG